GAACAUUACAUCGUUCCCGGGGGGAGUGCCCCACCUACUACAACAAUCCCUACCCCCAUAAUCACCAUUCCAACGCCUACCCCGUUAACUUCCCCAAUGACCUCUGUUCCGGUGUUUCCUCCGAAUUUUCCUGGGCCCAUUGACCCGAUGUAUUUUCAGGCGUUCCAAAAUUUCGGACAAUUUAUGUCUAUGUUCCAACAGCCGGGAGGAUUUUCUCCUAUCAUCCCUGGAUUAUACCCACCGUCAUUCCCACAAACUAACAUCGUCCGGCCAGUUGUCCCAACAAAUCUGGUCGGGGAGAUGAACAAGGCCCAAAAGAAGCUGAAGGGUAAGGUUAUCCAGCCUGAAGGAUCCAGGAGAUCAGCAUUCCAGAGGCUGAGACAUGACGGCAGGAACCAGAACCGCCCAGCCAAAGAACGACUAGGAGUGGAGACUACCCCGGUGAGUGCCUUUGACAGAUUGGGAAGAGGGGCCGGGCGACCUGGUCGGACUAGGCGAACGGAACCACCCCCUCGCAAUGAGCCCCAGAACAGCCAGGCGCCCCGGGAGGAGGAAGCAGAAAGCCAUCCGAGGCACACGGUCCACACCCACGUUGAACAACCAAGGGACCGUGUGGGCCGGGUGGAGGCGCGUCUAGAGAAACUACAACGGUGGGCAAAGUUGGAGGUUCCAAAAUUCAUCAGGAAGGAGGACCCGGAGAUACACGUCAAAACCCUCCACCAAAGUGGGAGAAUGAUGGGUCUUUCUGGAGACGAGAAAUGUUUACUUUUCUUCCAAACCCUCCGUGGUCGGGCCGCUGAGUGGUUUCACAACCUCCCGGUCGGUGAGAUUGACUCUUUUGAUGAAUUGGCCGAGGUGUUCCAGGAAAAGUUUAAGGAGAACUGUACCAAGAGGAAAAAGUUUACCUACUUGAGUACGGCCGGGCAGAGGGAACACGAAGAUCUGACCAAUUUCCUUACCCGGUGGAAGGACGAAGUAGACAAGGGGGAAAAGAUGGACGACAAGACAGCAAUGUCCCUCUUGGUCUCCGGGCUUCGUUCCAGAGAGUUGUACAAAGAAUCUUUCUGGAGACCUCCCCAGUCUUACCAAGAGGCCUACAACACGGCCUGGGAUUACGCCGACGCUGAAGCACAUGUUUCCUCCAAAAGGGAAGCCGAACAAGGCCACUCCAAGGGAAGGAUUUCCUUGAAAAAGGAAAUCGAAUUGCCCGGCAGGGUAAAAGCAGAAGUCCUGGGGGAGAAGCCGGCCAAGCAAAUGAUUGAGGCCGGGGAGCUUGAUCCAGAGUAUCUAGCUCAGGAGAAACAAAAGAAAAACCAAUGGGUCCGGCCUGAAGGACAACCGGUCGAGCAGAACAAGAAGAAGAAAGCAGCCGGUAAGGAGCAUUUGCAAGUCAUCUAUGGUGGACCGGAAGGGGGAGAUUCUUCUUCCCAAAGAAAGAAGUGGGGACAGGAACUCUACGUUGGCACAGUUGCCUCAGGUCCCCGGCCAAAGCAGACCAGACGGGAUCCGAUCACUUUAACGGAUCGAGAUCUUCCCGCCACCAGGGAAGAUCACAAUGACCCCCUGGUCAUAACCAUGAAUAUGGGUGGAGUCGAUGUCUCCCAAGUACUUGUUGACACAGGCAGUAGUGUCAAUGUUUUGUACUUGGAGGCCUUUGAGAAACUCAAGCUGUGUCUAACGCGGCUUGAGCCCUUAAAGACUCCCCUGUCCGGGUUCACUGGGGAUUCUGUUGAAGCUGAGGGCUCAAUCCUCUUAACUUGCGAGUUGGGCACGGGAGAUAAGGUCAUCCAAAAGCAUAUGAGGUUCGUAGCGGUGAACAUCAAAUGUGUUCACAAUUCCAUCUUGGGCCGGCCUGGAAUAAACAAGGUUCGAGGAAUCAUCUCCAUGGCUCACCUCUGCAUGAAGUUCUAUACGCCGGGCGGUAUAGGACAAGUCAGAGGGGAUCAGAAGAAGGCCUGGUCUUGUUACCUUGAGGCCGUAAAGAAAAUGACAAAUGCGUUCGAAAGGGUUACCCUGGUGUCCCAGGAAGAAGACCGGUCAAAGUUGGAGCCGGGUGAUGAAAUUGAGCAGAUCGUUCUCCGGGAAGCAUUCCCUGAGAGAAUGGUGAGAAUCGGUCGGCCAGGAUCUACCCGGAGGACUUCGAGAGGAAAUCAUCUCGGUCCUUCGGGAGUACGCUGACAUAUUCGCUUGGAGCGUGGCGGAUAUGCCGGGCAUCGACCGUUCCGUUAUCUGUCACCGGUUGGCAGUAAUAGAAGGUAGCCGGCUGGUGAAACAAAAUAAGAGACACUUAGUAAAUGUCCGAAGGGAGUUUGUUAAGAAAGAAGUGAGGGAUCU
Molecule: messenger RNA, 2334 nt
Organism: Cuscuta campestris
Lineage: Eukaryota; Viridiplantae; Streptophyta; Magnoliopsida; Solanales; Convolvulaceae
Source: the annotation of a GenBank genome assembly